Messenger RNA from Nyctereutes procyonoides (raccoon dog), 2115 nucleotides. It is a transcript of the gene IFT54, whose product is annotated as TRAF3 interacting protein 1. The coding region runs from base 15 to 2102 and encodes 695 amino acids. Gene Ontology annotation, cellular component: intraciliary transport particle B; centrosome; axoneme. Lineage: Eukaryota; Metazoa; Chordata; Mammalia; Carnivora; Canidae. The record is from RefSeq and is a predicted model, not a curated record. Gene Ontology annotation, molecular function: microtubule binding. The transcript has 18 exons. Gene Ontology annotation, biological process: intraciliary transport; cilium assembly; regulation of microtubule cytoskeleton organization.
CGGGCGGCGCCGCCAUGAACGCCGCGGUGGUGAAGCGGACGCAGGAGGCCCUGGGGAAGGUGAUCCGGAGGCCGCCGCUGACGGAGAAGCUGCUGAGCAAGCCCCCGUUCCGCUACCUGCACGACAUCAUCACGGAGGUGAUUAGGAUGACCGGUUUCAUGAAGGGCCUCUACACAGACGCGGAGAUGAAGUCUGACAACGUUAAGGAUAAAGAUGCAAAAAUUAGCUUCCUUCAGAAGGCCAUAGACGUGGUGGUGAUGGUUUCAGGAGAGCCACUGUCAGCAAAACCAGUGCGCAUCGUGGCCGGGCACGAGCCUGAAAGAACAAACGAGCUGCUCCAGAGAAUUGGAAAAUGCUGUCUCAGCAAGCUCCCCAGCGAUGAGGCGGUGAAGAGGGUGUUAGCUGGAGAGAGGGGUGAUCUGAAAGGAAAGACCUCCCUGACGUCAAAAUCUCAGGAAUUAGACAACAAGAAUGCGCGAGAAGAAGAGCCCAGAGUUCAUAAAGAUAAAGAGAAUAAAAGGAACUCUGAAAUAAAUGAGAGAAGUACAAGUAGAGAUCAAAAACAGAAAGAAGUGAAGGAAGAAAGCAAAGCAAGAGAGAAGGACAAGGAGAAGGAGAAGACAAAGGAGAGUGACCAUGAUAGACAUAAAGAUCCUGAGCGAGACAAGCACCGCGAAGGGGAGCGAGAGCGAGCCAGGAGCCGGGCCAAGCAGGACAGAGACCGAGGCAACAGAGACCGGGACAGGGAUCCAGACCGUGACAGGGAGAGGAGGAACGAGGGAGGGAAGGAGAAAGAGAAGUGGAAAGACCGAGAGAGGGAGCGUGAGCGAGACAAGGACCGGGACAGGGACAGGGACAGACGGAAGGUGAAGGACGGGGAGCACUCCCGGGAGCCCGACCGGGAAAAGAGCAGAGAGCCCGACAAGCCAGAGAAGAAGUCCUCAAGUUCGGGGGAGAUGGCUAAAAAGUUGUCAGAUGGAUCCGUGAAAGACUCCAAAGUUGAAGCAGAGACCGAGAUUUCCGCCAGAGCAUCCAGGUCAGUGACAACAAAAGCAUCAAAACGGCGAUCCAAAAAUUCAAUGGAAGGCAGGCCCGAGAUAAUAAUUUCAGCUAAAAUUUUAGAUCCCAUAGUGUCUGGAUUAAAUAAUGAAGCAAAUCAGGAAACUAUGUCUUCAGAAAUCGGAACCAAGGAAGCUAGUACUUACGCAGCUGGUGUUUCAGAUGACACUUCAGCUAGUCUGUGGCGCCAGAGCGUUGAGCCAGAGCCAGCAGCGAAGCAGAAAGGAGACUCCCCUAGUGAUGCAGAAGGAGAAGUUGGACCUCCUGGCCCGGAGAAGUCUGAGGUGUCAGAGAGUUCUGAGCUGCCGAGCGAGCUCCCAGCCAACAUCAGAAGAAUACCUCGGCCCGGGAGUGCGAGACCAGCACCUCCCCGGGUGAAGCGCCAAGACAGCGUGGAAGCUCUGACGCCUGACAGGACAGGGAGUGGUAAAAUCGUCGCCAGUGUGAUUGUGGACACGCAGAACUCUGACAAUGAGGAAGAUGAUCAGUUUGUGGUGGAGGCUGCCCCCCAGCUCCCUGAGAUGUCAGAACUUGAAAUGGUGCCCGCGGUGGACGUAGAGGACGAGGAGAAGCACGGAGGACUUGUGAAAAAAAUUCUGGAGACCAAGAAAGAUUAUGAGAAGUUACAGCGGUCACCCAGACCUGGAGAGAAGGAGAAAUUGCUUGUCUUUGAGUCAGCAUGGAAGAAGGAGAAGGACAUAGUUUCCAAGGAGAUAGAGAAGCUGCGUGUGUCCAUCCAGACCCUGUGCAAGAGUGCGCUCCCCCUGGGGAAGAUCAUGGACUACAUCCAGGAGGACGUGGACGCCAUGCAGAACGAGCUGCAGCUGUGGCACAAUGAGAAUAAGCAGCACGCCGAGGCCCUGCAGAAGGAGCAGAGCAUCACGGACUGCGCGGUGGAGCCCUUGAAGGCCGAGCUGGCCGAGCUGGAGCAGCUGAUUAAGGACCAGCAGGACAAGAUCUGCGCCGUGAAGGCCAACGUCCUGAAGAACGAGGAGAAGAUUCAGAGGAUGGUGUACAGCAUCAAUCUGAGUUCGAGAAGGUGAAAGCUCAGACGUU